AUGGACAUUCAUCUUAAUAAAAGUCUUGGUACAUUCUAUCAAAGAAUAACAAAUUUAUUUACUCAGCCCAAAACAAACAAUGUUGAACUAAGUUCAUCAGCACCAGAUUCAACAACAUCUCUCCUGUUUAAUAAAUAUCCAUCUUCUGUGACGUCAACACCGAUACCAUUAAGCAAACAACAGCAGCGAUAUUCACUUGGAAUGAAACAACAACCGCAACAUAAUGUGAAUUAUGUUAGUGAUGAUAGUAUUCCAUUACAUUCUAAGUCGACACAGAAUUCUUCCUCAUUAUCGGGAUCGUCACACAAUUCUCUAUCAGAAAAUAAACAUGUGCUUCUUCAACUGAAUAAUAAUUCAAAUUCAAUUUGUGCUACAACACCUUCGCCUAUCGGUAUUAAAACAAAUAUAAUGUCAAAUAGUCCAAGUAACAAUUGGUAA
This is a messenger RNA of Didymodactylos carnosus, 438 nucleotides long. Lineage: Eukaryota; Metazoa; Rotifera; Eurotatoria; Philodinida; Philodinidae. The record is from the annotation of a GenBank genome assembly.